This is a messenger RNA of Xyrauchen texanus (razorback sucker), 880 nucleotides long. Its product is annotated as apolipoprotein D-like. Gene Ontology annotation, molecular function: lipid binding. The record is from RefSeq and is a predicted model, not a curated record. The transcript is spliced from 5 exons. Gene Ontology annotation, biological process: lipid transport; tissue regeneration; brain development. The coding region runs from base 32 to 598 and encodes 188 amino acids. Lineage: Eukaryota; Metazoa; Chordata; Actinopteri; Cypriniformes; Catostomidae.
CCCCAGAAGCCAAACAGGUGAAACUGAGAGAAUGCAGACUCUACAAGUUCUGGCUCUGUCUCUGCUGUCUGUGCUGGCAGUCAGCGCUCAGUCCAUCAGCUCAGGAGCAUGCCCACAACCUCCUGUUCAACAAAACUUUGAUCCUACUAGGUAUGUGGGAAGAUGGUACGAGAUUAUGAAGAUUCCAUCCCAGUUCCAGUUAGGAGAGUGCUGUCAGGCUACUUACGUUCUGAGCGACGGUAUUGUGCUGGUUCGAAAUGAUGAGCUUCUUGCUAACGGUACUAUCAGCUUCAUUGAGGGAACCGCCAAGAUCGUAGAUGAUUCAGAGCCUGCCAAACUGGAAGUCAGCUUCUUUGAGGAUGCUCCUCCUGCCCCCUACUGGGUGCUAGCUACUGACUAUGACAACUACACCCUUGUUUAUGCCUGCUCAGAGGCCUUCGGUCUCUACGUUGAAUAUACUUGGAUCAUGAGCAGGACUCGUGCACUUCCCAAAGAGACCGUCUCUGAGCUGAUAGACAUUCUCAAAUCCAAUGGCAUCAAUAUCGACACGCUCUCUGAGACUGACCAGAGACUAGAGCUGUGCAGCGGCAUGCCUUAAUGUUACUGUCUUGUAUGAUAAGCCAUUGUAGAUGUAUUGUGGUUUAUUAAAAAUAAACAGUAUAAAUGUAAACUCAAACUGAUUUCCAGCCAGUGCUUUGAGGCAUAAGAAUGCAGAUUUGCACUCUCCAACAUUUGUUGAGUACAAAUUGUCAGAACUUUUUUUUACUGUUAUGAAAGCAGCAAAUGGUACUGUUGUUCCAAUGUGCCAAUAAGCUUCUGGCCUUUGUUUUGCUUCUGUUCAGUUCUUUGUCAAGAGACAUAAAAACAUUAAUAAAUACAC